This is a messenger RNA of Nylanderia fulva, 1007 nucleotides long. Its product is annotated as phospholipase A2 phaiodactylipin-like. Gene Ontology annotation, biological process: arachidonate secretion; phospholipid metabolic process. Gene Ontology annotation, molecular function: A2-type glycerophospholipase activity. Lineage: Eukaryota; Metazoa; Arthropoda; Insecta; Hymenoptera; Formicidae. The record is from RefSeq and is a predicted model, not a curated record.
CAGUUGCAUUUUAUAUCCCGCGAUAUUAACACGCAUAAUUAAACUCGACACGAAUCGACGUCAUAACUUAUUAAAAAGUCUUGUUUCGAAAAAUAUUUUUUUUGCACCAAACUGUGAUUUUUUUCUUUGCGUCAUACCAUUUAUCUUAAAAUGAGGCAAAUCCCUGCGAUUAAUUUGAUCGCAUUUUGCGCAUUCGUGUUGUUAUUUGUCGAUAAUAACAGUGUAAUGGUAAAAAGUCACAGUGUGAAAGAUUAUUUCAAAGUUUUUCGCGGACUGUCGCAAAUUAAGAACCUUCGACAUGGAAUUCUUCCAGGUACGCUCUGGUGCGGCCGGGGAAAUAUCGCUCGCGAUGAUUCCGAAUUGGGUGUGUAUAGCGAGCUGGACGCGUGCUGCAGAACGCACGAUCGCUGCGAGGAUUUCAUAAAACCUAAAGCUACGAGAUACGGACUGCACAACAAAUACAUUUGCAGAAGCUCGUUAUGCGAGUGCGAUUUGCAAUUUUACGAUUGUCUGACGCGAGUGCGCGGCCUGUACGCGUCCACCGUGGGAAGGAUAUACUUUAAAAAAUGCAAGCAGUGCUUCCGUACCUACUACGAUCCUCAGGAAUGCGCGAGAGAGGAUAUUCACGAUGUAACCGAGGAGAGUGAUCGCAAAGGCCGUCGCGUUUUCUGCGCCAAGUUCGACGAAAAUCCAAAAUGGGGCCAUCGACACAACGCCACUUCGCCGAGAUCGAUCUACGUCGACGAACUUUUAACCUGGCCUGAUGACGGAGCAGCCGGCCAGCAGCCCGGCUCGCAAUCCUAUUUCGCGAACGAUGGAAAAUAUUUUGCCGGCGAAGACGAGGAUGUGACAGCUGUCGAAGAUCAUUAUUAAUGCAAUUAUUUUCAUAUCUCGCGCUUCACCCAGUUUCGCUAAAAUGACUCGAGAACAGAUAAACAAUUGUGAUCUUAGUCGCAGGAUUAUUUGAAAAUUAUAUCCCAAGUAUCGAAACGUCAAAAUAAAUUUUU